Messenger RNA from Exophiala xenobiotica, 2163 nucleotides. RefSeq lists its product as uncharacterized. The transcript has 3 exons. Lineage: Eukaryota; Fungi; Ascomycota; Eurotiomycetes; Chaetothyriales; Herpotrichiellaceae. The record is from RefSeq and is a predicted model, not a curated record. Bases 1 to 2145 code for a protein of 714 amino acids.
AUGGCUAACGACACUUGCUACGUACCAGGUAAUUCCGACCUCUACGGAUUGGGUAUCAGGACUGGAAUCUAUCUUCAAUGGGUUUCUUCUCUAAUCGCGAACAACUGCUACCCCGAAGAGGUUCCCACUUUGCUUGUCACUAACACAAUAUUUCUCAUCGCCGUCUGCAUUGCAACGCUCAAGUUAACGGCCGACAGUUCACUCAAGCAAGCAGAAUACCUCGUAUUGCUGCGUGUAUUAUAUGGGUUUCUUCUCACGGUUUUGACCGUAAAUGGAACAAGGGUGCGGCGUCGAGAAGAGGAAAGCACGUUCGUGAAUCGCAAAGACGAACUUGGCUCUAUAGCAUCUCGAAACCUCCGAAGGGCCCUGACUGUGGGCAUUAUCUGUUUCAGCAUCUGGUAUUGGGCGAGCGAAGCGAAUGUUGGCGCACGAGAUUCCGCUUGUCGCACCUAUGGGUUCCUCUUCACCAAAAUCCCACUCUCCUCUGAAUUCUACCGCAACGUUGAAUUGACCUUCAGCGCGUUGCUACUGAUCCAUCACAUCAUUCAGUUCCUCAUCGGAAUUGCCAUACUUGCUGGCCUGGCCAUAAUCGCAAUGAUCAGAGUCCGUCGACAAGGAAGGUUCGCAUGGUCCGUUCUCCUUAACUGGCGACUCUGGGCGGCGUUCAAUGACGACCAAACUAACGCCGUAGUUGCAUUGCUUUGUAAGGCUCUACCAAAUCUAUUUGGCCGAGCAUUUCGACAGAUUUCUCGGAAGAAAGGUAUGGCCAAAGAACCGAAGGAAGGUCAUAUCAAGCCAAACUUCUUUGAGAAGCGAGGCUAUCCUGAGAUUGGGAAUGCCCUUGCAGAGUCUCUCAUGUUGAGGGCGGCCAUGGUGUUCCUCUACCUUCCGCUCCGGAAGUCAAAGAUCUGGCCGCGGCUGGAACGCAACAGAGCCUCCCUAACAUUCCUCAAGGCUUGCGGGAAAUCAGUCCAUAGGACGUUCCAGUUUCUGAAGAAUUUGUACCCGCAAGCACUUAAUAUCUUGUAUCUGGUCUGGGCAGUUGUUGGUAUUGAGUUGACAUUAAUCUGGAACAAUGUCUCCGACGUCUACACCAUUCAAUCUACCGGCCAACUUAUACCUUUCUUGACAGGUAUUCUUAGCAUGGCCGAAGCCAUUUGGGGUUUGUGGUUGAACUACCUCAAGCAACGACGAUCUUAUCUGAGAUUCAGAGAUCAUUGGCAUAACCCAAAACAUAUCCCCUUGAAGAAAGACGAGGCUUGGUGGAAUUACCCAGCAGUGAAGCGAGGGCUGAAGCUGAAGGCAGAUCCUUUCUAUGAAAACGCUUCCCGCUCUGCUCGACACAGUAUUUCCGCUAUCGACCAGCUGCCCAAGGUGCCUCGUUACGUUCCUCGGUCAGAAGAGGAAGUUGAACAAGCCAAAAGGUCGAAGGCGAUUCGAGCCUACAAACCUUGGUACAUUGAUGCCACGGACGUCUUGGUCGAAGAUGCCAACGGCGGUACCCAUAAGUUCCUAGAUCGCCAGAUUGAGGUGGAGUAUCCGCUCGGUGGAGGAAGAUAUGAAAUCCGCAAGUACGGACGAUGGAGCUGCAACCAGUCCCUCGUUGAUGAAAGCACCGACCUCGCAAAGAGAGAGGACGCCGAAGAUCCAUUGGUCCCAACAGGUUACUGGGAAUACCCUACGCCGAAAGGAAACAUCGCUAGAUUUUGGGACCAACGAUAUGGGCAUCGAAGCCGGAGCUGCCCAGAGCUUUGGUUCAUCGAUGAUUCCGAAAGCGUCGAGGGUGGCGGCUUUUCCAGGCACAGCUCUGCGUCCAACUUACGUUGGCUAGCUGAGCAUGGUCGGCUGCGCAGUGCUGCUUCAUUUCACCCGACGCCGGUAGCGGCGCGACUGGUUGUUGCCGGAGUAGACCUCACUGAACCGUUUCAUCGCUUGCAGCCAGCCAGCCCUCCUGGGCUGCACAAGGUCUACAGUGUUUCCUCCUGGCAUUCCAGCAGAUCGGGGUCUAGACGAGGGCGCAGUCGAAGACGCAACAAACACGAUUGGUUUGCCUCCCUAUCGACUUUGGAUUCCGAGAGUUCUAUGUCGGACGCGGAGGUGAUGCCAAGGAGGUAUGAGAUCUGGGAUCCCGAGGCGCAAUAUUAGUAUUUUUGCCAUCUUAAG